CCUACUGAUACCCUUUAUACCUGAAAAACCUCCCCACGAUCGUUGGUUUUUUGACGGAGUUCGUUGACUCUCUUCUGACGACCGUUGGACGACCUCUGGCAGUCUCUUUCUGUCAUUUCCGCUCGUUGAUUCCCUGGGACCACCCCACUUACGACUUUUACUCGCCUUAUUGUGGGAGCGAGGCUGUCGUCCGCCACUAUCGCUGGCGCGUCCCCGUUAUUUUAUACACAGUUUAACAAGGAAAAACCGCCAUCAUGCCGCCCAAAAAGCAGCAGAACAAUGAGCCGAAGAAGAAGAAGACGGUCGACGACAAGACCUUUGGCAUGAAAAACAAAAAAGGAACCCAGGCCAAGAAACAGAUCGCUCAGAUGCAGGCCCAAGCACAGUCCAACAAGCGACCUGACGAGAAGAAGAAGGAAGCCGAGAGACUGCGGCUCGCGGCUGAGAAGAAGGCCGCCGAGCAGGCCAAGAAAGAGGCUGCGGAGCUGUUCAAGCCCGUGCAUGUCCAGAAGGUGCCCUUCGGCGUGGACCCCAAGACCGUGCUCUGCCUCUUCUUCAAGCAGGGCAACUGUGAGAAGGGCCGCAAGUGCAAAUUCAGCCAUGACCCCAACGUUGAGCGCAAGGCGGCCAAGAUCGAUCUUUACACCGACUCGCGAGACGUCAAGGCUGCUGAGGAGGAGACGAAGAAGGCCGACACGAUAGAUAACUGGGACGAGGAGAAGCUGCGCAAUGUCAUUAUGAGCAAGCAUGGAAACCCUCGCACGACGACCGAGAAGGUCUGCAAGUUCUUCGUCGAGGCUGUCGAGAACCAGAAGUACGGCUGGUUCUGGACUUGUCCUAAUGGGGGCGACAAGUGCAUGUACAAGCACAGUUUGCCACCUGGAUUCAUUCUCAAGACAAAGGAGCAGCGGGCCGAGGAAAAAGCUCUCAUGGACAAAUCCCCCCUCAACACCCUGACGCUAGAGGACUGGCUGGAGUCCGAACGGCACAAGCUGACGGGCGACCUGACGCCUGUCAACCCCGAGACAUUCGCCGCAUGGAAGAAGGGCCGCAUGGACAAGAAGGCCGCCGAGGAGCAAGCCCGCAAGGCCAAGGAAGCCACCGGUCGGUCCAUGUUCGAAGCCGGCGACUGGCGCGAGGAGGAGGAGAGCAGCGACGAGGAAGAAGACGACGACGACACCUUCAACCUGGAGGCGCUGCGUCGCGAGACGGAGAGAAUCCAGGCCCAGAAGGAAGAGGAGCGCCUCGCGAAGAUCAACGGCGUCGAGUUACCAGUUGCAGGUCAAGCAGUAUAGGGCUGAGCGCCCGCCUGUUGCCACAUUCCCAAGAU
This is a messenger RNA of Aspergillus candidus, 1330 nucleotides long. Its product is annotated as translation machinery-associated protein TMA46. Gene Ontology annotation, biological process: cytoplasmic translation. The record is from RefSeq and is a predicted model, not a curated record. Gene Ontology annotation, cellular component: cytosol. Gene Ontology annotation, molecular function: metal ion binding; mRNA binding. The transcript has 4 exons. Lineage: Eukaryota; Fungi; Ascomycota; Eurotiomycetes; Eurotiales; Aspergillaceae. Bases 255 to 1295 code for a protein of 346 amino acids.